UGCACCCAGAGGAAAAUGAAAGCAUCUUCCUCACCGCAAACAACCUGCAUAUCGCUGAAUUCUACACAAACGUAAUAACAGAAAAGAACAGAAGAAGGGAAAACAUAUACAGAACGUCAGGCGCAUUCCCUUUCUGAGACAAAGAAAUACUGCAACCUGCUACCGCCCAUUUAACAAUCAUAAACCUGCAACAUAGAGACGAGAAAACACCAACAAGCAAGAUAAAGGGAGAAAAAAAUCAAGUGAUUAAUGGUAUGAAGUGGUGAUAUGGCUUUGGAUAUGGAGAGGACGGUCUCUAAAAUCAUGUUCGACUUCCAGAGGAACUCAACUUCUGAUGAUGACUCUGGCUGUGCACUAGAGGAGUACGCCUGGGUGCCACCUGGCCUUAAACCUGAACAGGUUCAUCAGUAUUACAGCUUUUUCCCAGAGGAUAAGGUUCCUUAUGUGAACAGCAUUGGUGAAAAGCAUCGGAUCAAGCAACUCCUUCAGCAGCUGCCACCGCAUGACAAUGAGGUUCGGUACUGUACCUCACUGGAUGAAGAAGAAAAGCGGGAAUUAAAGAUCUUCAGUAACCAGCGAAAGCGAGACAAUCUAGGCAGAGGCACUGUCCGACCUCUACCACUCACUGUAACUGGAGCUAUAUGUGAACAGUGUGGAGACCAAAUCAACGGUGGUGACAUUGCAGUGUUUGCUUCACGGGUUGGCCAUGGCCUGUGUUGGCACCCUCACUGUUUUGUGUGCUGCGUGUGUUCUGAGCUACUGGUAGAUCUCAUCUACUUCCACCUGGAUGGCAAGAUCUACUGUGGCCGCCACCAUGCUGAACGACUUAAGCCACGUUGCUCAGCAUGUGAUGAGAUUAUCUUUGCAGAUGAGUGCACAGAAGCAGAGGGGCAGCAUUGGCACAUGAAACAUUUCUGCUGUUAUGAGUGUGAGGCCCCACUAGGGGGUCAGCGCUACAUCAUGCGUGAGGGUCAUCCUCAUUGCUGCAACUGCUUUGAGUCACUUUAUGCAGAAUACUGUGACUCUUGUGGAGAGCACAUAGGUAUAGACCAAGGUCAGAUGGCGUAUGAAGGUCAACACUGGCAUGCCACUGAAGAGUGCUUCAGCUGUGCUCGCUGCAAUCAGUCUUUGCUGGGCCGUCCCUUCUUGCCGAAACAAGGUUUGAUCUACUGUUCCCGUCUCUGCAGCCAAGGGGAUGAACCUGAGUUGUCAGACUCCUCAGACUCUGCUUUCCAGAGUGCCCGUUCCCGUCAGUCACGCCACAGUGCUCAGAUUGGCAAGGAUGGGACAAAAGGCAAAGGCGAAUGCGUACGACAAACGUCAUCUGGCCCUACAACAUUGGUCGGUGAUGCAGAGCCUCUAGCUGUUCAAAUGGAUUUGCUGAGCAUUUCCAGCCCAGCUCCCAGCCGCACACCUCACCGCACACCAACGAGAACCCCAAGCAGAACCCCAAGUCGGUCUCCAAGUCUAAGCCGUGAGCAGUCAGUUUGGGUGAACAGGGAUGAGCCUUAUUCCUAUGAGUCUCAACAAAGAGAUUCCUCCACAUCUCCAAAUCCCCAUCAGCUACGAAGCCAGUGUAGCAUGCGUAGCGCUUACCCUACUUCUCCCAAUCAGCCACCCAAGAUAGUGAGCAGUGCAGAGUCUUGGUCCAAAGAACAACCUGGGUGUAAUUCCAAAAAGCCUCCAGUCAUGGCUGCUCUGAGGGGGCAGUCUUUCAAUGAAAACUGGAUGCACCACGGCCAGGAACCUGAAUUUCAUGCUCCUAAGCUCAAAACACAAAUGAGCUUCAAUGAGGUAUCAAGCCGUAAUUCUGGAUUUUUGGACAAGCGCAGUAUUAGCAUGCAAGGUUUCCCCAGAGAGAUGCGUCCUCCAUUGCUGAGGAGCAGGCACCAAUUUGGACCAAGUUUUUGUGAACUUACACCACUAGAACAAACGCCAAGAGGUUCUGCUGACUCACUGGCUCUUUCCUACACUACAGGAAACUCUUUAGAUGGGACCAACAGGCGUCAGGAGCACUUCUCUCGAUUUUCUAUGCCUGACCUGAGUAAAGACUCUGGAGUAAAUGUGUCUGAUAAAGGCACCAUGGGUACAUUAAACUCAUCAAUGCAGUUCCGCAGCACUGAAUCCCUAAGCUCUGUCCCAAGACCUCUUGCUGAUAUUGGCAUGCCUGUCAGAGUAAGGUACCCUCCUCCAUUAUACUGGGAUUCACCUAGAGGUCUAAGUUUUGAGGAUCCAGUCAAAGGUCGCAUUGGUCUUGCAGGAAGCAUGUCCUGUAUGCAGGAAGGUAAUGCCCAAGCAGUGACACCGCGGCUAAGACGCACUCAGACACAAGACUCACCCAGACAGCAGCGCCAGCGUCAACGUCACCACCGCAAAGGUCACAAAGGUCACAAAUAUCAGUACCGUUCCCGCCGCUCUCGUUCAGACAAUGCCCUGCAUUUAGCCACAGAUAAUCAGAGUUUCCCUGGGGAUCCCAUUCACAGAUUUCACCAUGACUUUGAGCGACCAUCCUCAUCAAGAGUGUCGCAGAAUCUCUUUGGAGCAAAUUAUGGGUAUCGUCAACAAUUCUUUAGGCCUUGCCCUCGAACCACCUCUGACCUCACCUUGCAGGAUCCUGGAGGUCCACAAAUUGGACAGUAUAUGGGUAGGUUUGGAGAAACAGUUGAGGAUGAAGAUCAGUUUUGCUCCACCUGUUCCUCUUCUUCAGAGGGGUCAGAUGAUGACGGUUACCUUCUGGGUGAAGUCAUUCCACGGCCAGUGCAGCUGCGAUACUUUGACAAUGAGGAAUUGCGACAUCGUUAUAGUCCUACAGUGAUGGGUGGUCACAGUCAACUACAUACACGCAAACGGCGGAAGAGCAAGAACUGCAUCAUAUCAUAAGCAAUUGAUAAAGUGAGUAUCUGAGUGUGUGUAUGUGAGAGUGGGCAUACAGUAUACAACAGAAGUGAGUACAAACAGACAUGCAGAUGGUCACAACCCAUAGAUCCAAAACUGAAAAGUUUAUAACCAUGUUCGAGUGAUUAGGUUCACUGGAAAAAUCAGUUUUGUUUCAAUGACCACAUAUUUUCCACAGCAGGGCUAAAGGCACACUGGGGUAAAAGGUGCAUUUGACUUUAUUCUCCUAACCACUAGAUGGCACAAAAAAUCACUUAAGCACUUUCCUUACCGACUGUGUUUGACUAUGCACAUAAAAAUUUGGCUGAUCCUUCAAUUUGACUCUGGGCCACUUUGAUGUAAUAAAUAAAUAAAAAAGUAUGUAUGCAUGUAUGUGUGUAUAUAUGUAUGUAUUUAUUUAUCAAUUCAUUUAUUUAUUUAGUAAAUUUAUGUAUGAAAUCGUAAUCAAUUAAAUCAUUGACUAUAUUUUGAUAAGUAUUUUUCAGUUUUGUAAAAGAUAAUUAAAACAAGAGAUGAUAAAUAUAUAUUAAGCUUGAUGUCCAUCUUAGAGAUAAUCACAUUUAUAAUGUAAACAUAUUUAAAAAUAUCUAUCUAUCAAUCUAUCUAUCUAUCUAUCUAUUUAUCUAUCUAUCUAUCUAUCUAUCUAUCCAUUUAUAGUGUGUGUGUGUGUGUUAUUUUAUAUAUGUAGAUGUGUGUGUGUCUUAAAGGGGUCAUCGGAUGCCCAUUUUCCACAAGUUGAUAUGAUUGUUCAGGGUCUUAAUGAAAAGUCUAUAAUAUAUUUUGGUUAAAAAUUCUCAAUGGUAGUGUAAAAGAACGCUCUUUUUACCUUGUCAAAAUCAGCUCUGCAAAAAUUAUCUCAUUCUGGUUGAGGCUGCUUUAAAUGUUAAUGAGCUCUGCUCGCCCCGCCCC
Molecule: messenger RNA, 3804 nt
Organism: Labeo rohita (rohu)
Lineage: Eukaryota; Metazoa; Chordata; Actinopteri; Cypriniformes; Cyprinidae
Gene: prickle2a
Product: prickle homolog 2a
Exons: 8
Coding region: 268-2880 (870 amino acids)
Molecular function (GO): zinc ion binding
Source: RefSeq, a predicted model, not a curated record